CCUUCGCCGCCGGCGAGCUGCAGUCCAGCCGACUCGGGCGCCCUGGCCCUCGGCGUGUCAUUUCCAACACGUAGCGCCGCAGAGCGUGUGUUCAGGGAGUGUUUUCUUCGCCCGUGCAGAAAUCGUCCUGUUAACCAUAAUAGUAGGAUCUUGAAAGAGCGACGCCUCGGCCUCUGACCCGACACAUGAAAGAUAAGAUCAGUGAAAGAGAAGCACCAGAAGUAAAGAAACUUUUACAGUCAUUCUUGAUUUGACUGUUAACGCUGAUCCCCCAAGGCAAAGUAAAGAAUUCUGAAGCUGAUGGUCAUCCGUUUAGAAGAACACAUUGAACUUAAAAUUUUCUGAAGAAUCAGUUCAAAAUACCAAAAAAAAAAAAGGAGAAGUACAAAUGUCUACCACAAGACGAAAACGUAAUAUGUUACGUUGUUCACCGUAAGCUGUAAUAAAAUGAGCUCGAUUGUCGACAGAGAUGAUGGUAGUAUUUUUGACGGGUUGGUGGAAGAAGAUGACAAGGACAAAGCAAAAAGAGUAUCUAGAAACAAAUCUGAAAAGAAACGUAGAGAUCAAUUUAAUGUUCUCAUUAAAGAACUGGGAUCCAUGCUUCCUGGUAAUGCUAGAAAGAUGGACAAGUCUACUGUUCUACAGAAGAGCAUUGAUUUUUUACGAAAACAUAAAGAAAUCACUGCACAGUCAGAUGCUAGUGAAAUUCGACAGGACUGGAAACCUACAUUCCUUAGUAAUGAAGAGUUUACACAGUUAAUGUUAGAGGCUCUUGAUGGUUUUUUUUUAGCAAUCAUGACAGAUGGAAGCAUAAUAUAUGUGUCUGAGAGUGUAACUUCAUUACUUGAACAUUUACCAUCUGAUCUUGUGGAUCAAAGCAUAUUUAAUUUUAUCCCAGAGGGGGAACAUUCAGAAGUUUAUAAAAUACUCUCUACUCAUCUGCUGGAAAGUGAUUCAUUAACUCCUGAAUAUUUAAAAUCAAAAAAUCAGCUAGAAUUCUGUUGUCAUAUGCUUCGAGGAACAAUAGACCCAAAGGAUCCAUCGACCUAUGAAUAUGUGAAAUUUAUAGGAAAUUUCAAAUCAUUAAACAGUGUGUCCAGUUCAGCACACAAUGGUUUUGAAGGAACUAUACAACGCACACAUAGACCUUCUUAUGAAGACAGAGUUUGUUUUGUAGCUACUGUUAGAUUAGCUACACCUCAGUUCAUCAAGGAAAUGUGCACUGUUGAAGAACCUAAUGAAGAGUUUACAUCUAGACAUAGUUUAGAAUGGAAGUUCUUAUUUCUAGAUCACAGGGCACCUCCCAUAAUAGGAUAUUUGCCAUUUGAAGUUCUGGGAACAUCAGGCUAUGAUUACUAUCAUGUGGAUGACCUAGAAAAUUUGGCAAAAUGUCAUGAGCACUUAAUGCAAUAUGGGAAAGGCAAAUCAUGUUACUAUAGGUUCCUGACCAAAGGACAACAGUGGAUUUGGCUUCAAACUCAUUAUUAUAUUACUUAUCAUCAGUGGAAUUCAAGACCAGAGUUUAUUGUUUGUACUCACACUGUAGUAAGUUAUGCAGAAGUUCGUGCUGAAAGACGACGAGAACUUGGCAUUGAAGAGUCUCUUCCUGAGACAGCUGCUGACAAAAGCCAAGAUUCUGGGUCUGAUAAUAGAAUAAAUACAGUGAGUCUCAAGGAAGCACUGGAAAGGUUUGAUCACAGCCCAACACCUUCUGCUUCUUCCCGGAGUUCAAGAAAAUCAUCUCACACAGCAGUCUCAGACCCUUCCUCAACACCAACAAAGAUCCCAACAGAUAAUAGCACUCCUCCCAGACAACAUUUACCAACUCAUGAAAAGAUGGCACAAAGGAGGUCAUCAUUUAGUAGUCAGUCCAUAAAUUCCCAGUCUGUUGGUCAAUCGUUAACUCAGCCAGUGAUGUCUCAAGCUGCAAAUUUACCAAUUCCACAAGGCAUGUCCCAGUUUCAGUUUUCAGCUCAAUUAGGAGCCAUGCAGCAUCUUAAAGACCAGUUGGAACAACGGACACGGAUGAUAGAGGCAAAUAUUCAUCGACAACAAGAAGAACUAAGAAAAAUUCAAGAACAGCUUCAAAUGGUUCAUGGUCAAGGGCUCCAGAUGUUUUUACAGCAAUCAGCCUCUGGAUUGAAUUUUGGUUCUGUUCAACUUUCUUCUGGAAAUUCAUCUAGCAUCCAGCAACUCACACCUAUAAAUAUGCAAGGUCAGGUUGUUCAAACUAACCAAAUUCAAAGUGGAAUGAAUACUGGACACAUUGGUGCAACUCAGCAUAUGAUUCAACAGCAGACUUUACAAAGUACAUCAAGUCAGCAGAGUCAACAGAAUGUACUGAGUGGGCACAGUCAACAAACAUCUCUUCCCAGUCAGACACAGAGUACUCUUGCAGCCCCACUGUAUAACACAAUGGUGAUUUCGCAGCCAGCAGCCGGAAGCAUGGUCCAGAUUCCAUCUAGUGUGCCACAAAACAGCACCCCGAGUGCUGCCGUAACUACAUUCACUCAGGACAGACAGAUAAGAUUUUCUCAAGGUCAGCAACUUGUGACCAAAUUAGUAACUGCUCCUGUAGCCUGUGGGGCAGUCAUGGUACCUAGCACUAUGCUGAUGGGUCAGGUGGUGACUGCCUACCCUACUUUUGCUACACAACAGCAGCAGUCACAGACAUUGCCAGUUACAUCACCACAGCAGCAGCAACAGCAGCAGCAGAAUUCCCAGGAACAGCAGCUUACUUCAGUUCAGCAACCAUCUCAGGCUCAGCUGACCCAAACACCACAGCAGCAAUUUUUACAGACUUCUAGGUUGCUCCACGGGAAUCCUUCAACACAGCUUAUCCUCUCUGCUGCAUUUCCACUACAACAGAGCACUUUCCCUCAAUCUCAUCACCAGCAACACCAGUCUCAGCAGCAGCAGCAGCAGCUGAAUCGACACAGGACUGACAGUUUGACCGACCCUUCCAAGGUUCAACCACAGUAGCACAUGUGCCACCUCUCCGACCUCAAGGGAGGAAGGGGUUGGUCCAUAAAAAGUUGCUCAGCUGAUCUGAGGAUAGAAGUUAAAGUCCCAGCAGUUUCAUGAGAUGCAGUAUUGAGUGUACUUUUUCCUGGAAUCCGUUAGCAGGAAAAAUACUGCCUAGUGCUGUAGAUGUACAUUGAAUACCAGCCAGCAGAUGAUCAUAGGGCGGUAGCCAAUUCUGACAGUGUUUUACUUGCCCAGAUAUUUUCUUUUGAUGGAAAAAAGAGUAUAUUGCCAAAUGUUAAGCUCAGCUAUGUAACAUGACCUCCAGUUAAUCAGAGAGGCGCUAACAAUGUUAGUGACUUUUAGUGGUUCUGUGCCUGUUUUCAAGUGUUACAGAGGAUACGCCACUGCCAUGUCAGGGUUUGCUUACAAUGAUGCCAUGAAGACAGUCCAGUAGACUCAGUAGGUCCCCUGCCCCUGCCCCUGUCCGUUUUCAGAUAAUGAUGGAAUAGUAGUUUCAGAAUGUUGUGUAGGUUCAAAUUCUCUAUGUGUAGAUGCUGUAAAAAUACUAUGUAUGUGUCUGGAUAAAAGGUGAGGAAAGCAAAACAUUUUGUAUGCUGCAUGAAAGCAUAAUCUCCUCAUAGGUAUGAGUACAUUUCCUUAGAUUCUGACACUAUGUACAAACAAAUAUAUCCUCUGUUUUUCCUUUUGUUUACAACAUAUAGUAUUCUAUUUACUUUUCCAGGGCACAAGUCUUUUUGUUCAUACUUUGGCUGUGAUGUCACAGUUUGUUCAGUGAGGUAUGAUGUGCUGCUGGGAAUGGAUUUUUUUUUUUUUUUCAGGUUAAAUUAUUGAAACAACAGGAUUUUCAAGUUACUCAGAAAUAUCCCUCAUUUCAUUAUUUUUCAGUUACGUUUGAAAAUAGGAUUUGCACUGCUUUUUUUAGAUGGUUGGGAGUUUUGAUCCAUUUUGAUAUAGUUCAUAGUUGGAAAUAGUUGCGUAAACAGUUUUCAACAAGUCUGAAAGUAAUUUCAAGAAUGUUUCAGUUAUAGCGGUAAAAUUUGCACACAAAACAUUUUGGCACUUUUUAACAUUCUCACUGGUGGGAAUUUUAACUUUUAAGAUUUGUUGGAAUCUUUUUAUUAUCCUUCACAAUUUCAAAGCUUCUUUUAGUCAAAUAAUUCAGGGUUAUUUGAGGGGACAAAAAACCCAUAGUGCCUUGAUUUUGAUUCAGGUGAUAACUCACCAUCUUGAACUCAUUGUCUGGUUUCAGUAGCAGUUUUGAAACCUUAGUACAUGUUUAACAGCAUGUGGGUGUUGGUGCCAUUAUUACUCUCCUAAGUUCUGUGAAGACUACUUUGUCUCUGGGACUGGAGGUUACAAUGUUAGAAAUAAAAGAUGACAUCAUACCAUUAUCAGUCAUUAAUGUGAUUGCAAAGUUGUUUUCCUGAGUCAGCAUCUUCCUUUGUUAAAACUAAAUAGUCUUUUAAGAAUUAACAGUAAAUAUUUGCUAAAUAUGAUCUUGAUAUUCCUACAAGGAAAAAAGAAGGGACAGGAACUGGCUUGCCUUCACUACACUAGACUAUUGUAACUCACAUGCUUUCUAAACAUGAACUAAGAUUUCAUUUGGCCGUAUUGUAUUCUAAAGAUAAUAAAUUCCAACAGAAAUUGCAUAUACACCCAAGAAAUAAUUUUAUAGGUUUUAUGAUAAUAAUAAAUCUACAAAUGUAGAGCAAAGGAAAAUUAAUGGAAUAUAUCAGAAUAUAAAAAAAAAUAUUACUGAAGAAAGGGAGGACAGCAAGCUGUAAGAAACCAAAAUUGACCUUAACAGAAAAUGUAUAAUACAAUUUAACAUCAAAUGAAUUGAUGUUAAACAGAAAAGGUUUUCUGUUUCAAUGAAAAUAACCUAAUACAAAAUUGCUAGAUAAAGGAGUCAGAGGAAUCCUAAGUCUUUUCCUAAAAUCCUGAGACUUUUCUGACCUCAGCUUUGCUAUCAUCCUUAAAGGAUAUGCUUUGUCUUUCUGUAGAAAAUUGUACCUAGCCAUAUUUAAAUUUAGAAAAUUAAUGUUGAAAAAUGAAACAACCAAAGAAAGUUGGUAGGUACUUCUACAAAAGAAGUGUCACUAGAUACCACUUAAUAAUUAACAUAUCAAUGAGCUUCUUUUCUAGCUAAAUGAUCAUCUAGAAGAGAUUUCUGACUUUCUCUUGAAUGUCAAGAAUGUGUGUACUUGAAUGUACACAGAGACAAAAAUCCAUGAUGUAGAAUAUGGCAAGAGUAUUAAUUUUCUCCCCUUUCAAAUUGCCUUUCUCAACCAUAUGCUAUUCCAUAUACAUCUGAGUUGUGUCUCGUUUAUUUACUGGGAAUAUCUAGUGAUAAGGAUUUAGCUAACGAAAUUAUAUGAGGAACCAUAAUAUUAAGGUUUAUUCUCUAAAUACCAUACUUAAGUGAGCCGUGAGUACUUGUACUUAGGUUAACAAGAGCAAACAACAUAAGCCUCAGGGUCAACCUGUAGACUAUUCAUGUUCUUCUCUACCAGUCCCUUCAUUUUCCAUCCUCACAAAUAUUUGAGAAAGAAAAUUAGGUAAGAUUUGGCUUGAUCUUUCCUGUUGUUCUUUAUCCUUCAUCCCCCCACCCCCUCUUCGAAUUGGUUGCUAAAUUUAAAGGAACAGCAGCUAGGUGCUUUUCCUGUGCUGUCAGUGUGAAGUGUUAUAUUGGAAGAGCUAAGAAGCACCAGCCACCUCUAACUUCUUAGUUUUCCUCCUGCUGCCCCUGCCUGUGAGAAUUGGAGACUUAAGCAUUCUAAUGAAGAUGCAGCAGUUAACUAGUUCCUUUCUGUAGCCAAAGUUGUUCAUUACAAUUCUAAAUUUUAAGUCAUGAAAAAAAUACCAAAUGGGAACACCUUUAAACUACUAAAAAAAAAUCAUUAUCUUCCCUCUGCUUUACUGUCAUAUUCAGUUUUUCUUAAGUAUUCUUCUGGCACCUUUUAGGUUAGAAACUGUUGAAGACAAGGAGAAAUGUCAGCUGUUCUGCAUCGCUUGCUUUGGAGUGCUGUGACACGGGUGUGUCAGUAUUAUUUAAACAACUGCAGAUGAGAAUUACAAGGAAUAAUAAUGUUGCUGCUGAGAGUGAUGUCAAACCAGAACCUAGACUAGAAGUACUCCAUUUUUUUGAGUGGAAAACACUGGCCGGCAAGCAAAUAUGGGGAACAGGGGGAUGUAAGUCAGUAAUACAGUUCAGUCUCCAAACUCUGCCCUAGGCUGAGGGGAUAAUUUGAGUCCUGUGCUCCAUUUUGUCAUAUAAACGUGGUUUAGGGAUGCACUAGUAAUAAAAGGAUGCCAGUGGCUUUAAGCAGUUUGUUAUAACACACUCAGUGCAGGAUAGUGAAAAUGUUAUUUGGAUUCUUCAGAAGUGCUGUAGUAGUUGGUCAGUGCCUUAAAGCGGUGUGCUUGCAGUUAGGUAAGGGCACUGAAGCAGUGCAGCUCCAUAAAAAGGACAUUUUGUGUUGAAGGGAGAUGACCCCUUAAUCGAGAAGCCUUAGAAAGGGGACUCUUAAAAUAGUACUCUAGUUAGUGCCCUGCUCUACGUAGGUGAAAGUUAUUUUACACUGAUAUUACUCAGUGUGUUUUAAAAUGUUUCUUCUGCAUUGAGGUCAAUGUUUUGCUUUUAAGCAGAAUACAAGUAGCAUUUUACUCUAGUAUUGCUCAUUUCUACUUUUUUUUGGUGAUUGACAGUUUGCUGAUGAACACUUAUGUAUAACUUGUUCAAGUCUGUAUAACCUUUCCAAUAUCUGUGACCCUGUUCUUAGUCCCUCAGGAGUCAAUGUUGGAAGGUAGGAACACUGGAUAUUACUGUUGCUGAAUGAGUCUGACCAGCAGUAAACUGAUUGAAAUUUUUAAAUUGUGGAAAAGAAACAGCACAAAGGCACUUGCCAUCUGAAUAGGGAUUAGAGAGAAGAGAGCCUUUCAGUUUGUUUGGGUUUGGUGACCUUUCUUCUAAAAGGAGCGUCUGAAGUAAUUGCAAAGGAAAAGAGUUGACUAUUUUUAUAGCAUAUUUAAUAUAUUUGUAUAUAACUAUGAACAUAGUAGGAACCCUCCACAUGCCUCCCAUUUUUCUAAUUUACUCCCCCUUUUGCCAUAGCACUAGUAUAGCCUCAUCCGCAUGGGUAAUGUGCCUAUUGUCAGCCUACCAAAAGAUAGUGCUGCUGCUUUUUGAGACAGGUGAGAAGAUCGACUCUCAUGCCUGGGGAUCCUUUAUGCAGGAAUAGCACACACUUUAAAACAACAUACCACAGUCUAAAGCAUCAUUUUGAAAUGUUAACAAGCACUUUAUUGCAAUUAUUCAUUUUGAUAACGUUUAUUAUCUUAGGCAUUACUAUUUCUAAAGGAUCCCCAAAUCAUCACUUAGGUGAAAUUUUAAAAUGACACAUUUCUGAGAAAUGUUUAGAUCCAGUGAACCAGUAGGUUUAUGGGAGUGAUUUCAAGGUAGCCAAAUGUACUUUGACUUUUGUUUUGAAUGUGGUGGAGUCAAAAGAUUAUUAUAGAUGCCUAGUUCCAUUUAGACACUAUUGUAAACCUAUCUUGCCUAUUGUGUGGACACCAAAAGAGACCAAUGAGCCUGUUUAUCUUCAGAGGUCUAGGAAAAUUGCAUCGGUGUGAAUAGAUGUAUAGAACUAACCUAAAAGUGACUGAUAGUAAUAUUUUAGAAUACAAUAACUUCAAGAAUUAUUCUGGGUGUUUUAAAUGUGCUCUGAAAUGUUGGCAUGUCAUUUCAGCAUUUCCGUUUGAAUUGCUCUUGUCAUGUUUUUGCACAAAAGAACUGAGAAAAAUACUACUACUUUGGUUAAAGAAAAGGAAAAGUCUAAUUUGGUCUUAUUUUAAUGUCUCCUGUGGAAACACCGGGGAUGAAUUUUGUUAGUAUAGUUAUUAAUUCAGGGUAUUUAAAACAGCCCACAAAAAAUUAAACAAACGUGGAUAUUUAAAAAUUAAAACACCUUCUUUCCAUGUGACUGUUUUGCGUAUUUCCCCCCAUGUCAUAAUUUAACACUACAUUCCUUGUAUUUCUUAAAUAAAAUAUUUUGCAGGUUCUGUUGAGUAUUUAACAGUAUUUUGUAAGCUGCCUGGGUUUUCCUAAGGAAACGUUCUUUAGUAAAAUAGGGUAUUGUUUAUGAAGAGACUAUUAAGUGAAAUUCCAUCACUACCACCAGCAAACACUGAGGGUGCUUGCAUUAAGUGACAAUCAAAAUAGUAUUUAUGGGAGAAUUUAGAAAGUGGUUUUAAAGAAGCAAUUGCUUUGAAAGCAGUUCUCUGGGUUUCUUGAAUAAAAAUGGCUAACUGUAUUUAUUUAUAUUUUUUAAAUAUCUGUGUUGUUUUCUCAUCAGAGUGAUUUCACAGUGUUAUGUAUUUAAUUUGUGGUUUGUUUUGUUUUGCCUCGUGAUCUUUUUUCUUAGAGCACUGGCUCUUCUAAUCUGGGGUUCAGUCUCUAGAGUUCUCACAAUCACUUUUCUUGGGCAAUCCAAAUCUGACUUCAGGACAGGAGUGGCGGGCCCAAAUCCAGAUGCUUCUGCACUUCCGUCCUGUUCUCAAGUAAGAAAAAAAAAAAAUAACUCCUUUCAAAUCUGCUUCAUAUAGCUCCAACCUUUUUCUAGUUUCACUUGCUGCCUUUUCUAUUUUAUGGACACUUUUUAUAUGAUCACUUCCCCAACACAGCCAAAGGCCAGUAUGACAGGACCAGUGGCACACAUUGCCUCUAUUUUGCCCAUUUAGGGAUGUUAGUAAAAUGAUCAGCAUCUUCUAAUGGCUGUCCCUAUCCUGUCCAUAUUAAAGUCAUUUAAAGUCCUUAAAUAUAGAUGGACAAAAAAUAUGUACUCUACACACUGCAAACUCUUCUACAAAAGUGUUUGCUGUCUUUAUAUAGUGUAAUGUUGCUUGGUCCUUUAAAAACAAAACCUUUAUACACAGCACUGUCCAUUAAAGCAGUGCUUGAAGCUUUGAAGCCUCGAGUUGAGGCUACUUCUUGCUGGUAUGCAUUGAAAUGUAAUUCUUCACUCGAGGGCUCUUGAGUCCAACAGGUCAGGGACGGGCAUACUCUCUAACUUCUGAGAUUCCUUAAAGUAUGGCAAUGAAAGCAUGUCAGCCACAAGUUGGAUUUGAUGAUAUAAAAAAGGUUCAACUUUGAGGUUAAAUUGAAGGUGUCAUUUUCAAAUGUAUGGUUUUAAAUUGCUGAGGAAAUUGUGUUAUCACUUGAAAAACUACAUUCAAAUGUUUUAUGAUGUUUUUAAGUUGGCUUGUACUGGUGCAUGUUCACUGCUGGCAAUGGCUGUACCAGUACUAGAGUUGAAAUGUAGGAAAAACUGUAUUCAGAUUGAAUUUUGUAACUAGACAAUCACCAUCAAGCAAAAACAUUGGCCAAGAAAUAUCCUCUUUAAUACAUAUGUCAGCCAUGACUGACAGUUAGGUCAUUCUGGAAUUACUUUGAUAGCUAUUUUACUAUGAUGUUAAGUUGGGGAAGGCCUCAGCGUGGCACUUGCACAUUCACUCUAUGUAAAGAUUGAAGCCCAAAGAUGAGUUAAAUUCAGUGCUGUAUUAAAACCAGUUAGUGCAAAAAAAUGUUCUAUCUUUGUAAAUUUUUAAUUGUUAACAUUGGUUGGUAGUUGUAAAAACAUACACCAGAUUCUUUCUAAUGUUCUGUGUGGUUCUUAGUGUGCUACUCUUGACAUUGCUGUCUUUACUGCUUGGUUCUUGGUUUUAAGAAAGAAUUAGAUAUAGCCCAUCAUUCUUACUUCCAAAAGGGUGGCGCUAUGAAUGGCUAACCAUCUUGAGGUAACAUCUAUUUUUCCUAAAGCAAUCCACCCAAAUUGAUUUACAAAAAAUGAGACUGACAUUUUCCAGGUAUUUGCCCCAAAUCCUAAAUUGCACAGCAGCAUGAAGGGAUACUGAAUGGUUUCCACGGUGCUAUAUUAGGUUCCCUGCUGAUUUUCAUGAGCUAUGUUUGGAAAUAUAACAUUGUAUAAAAUAUGUGGAUCAUUUUGUUAUCAGUUAAAUACUGCCAUUUUAAUUUGGUGUUAUUAAUUGGUUCUACUUGUUUUUCUUCAAAACUAUUUGAGAAGAGGUAAAAUGUGUUAUUAGCCUACCUCCACAAAGGCCUCUUGCUGUAUAAUCACUUUCCCAGGUUAUGACGUGCAUAGUUUUUUAUAACUACAUGUACUAUUAUAAUGCUCUUUCCCAUAGACUCUUAUAAUGUAUUCAGAACCUUAAAUUAGAGUAAAAGAGCCAAGCAGUAGCAUUGUUUUUUUGUAAAUGUAAUUAGUCAGACUUUGUUUCCUUACUCAAUUUUAAAAAUAAAAAUACCUCAGUGCUAUGUUUUUUUCAGUAUCACCUGCAUUUCUCAAAAAAUAACACCUGCUUUAUGUGGCACAUAACUGGUAAGAAUCACAUUAUUUUGGAAUUUAAAAAAGGACUAUUAAAUAUUUUAAAA
This is a messenger RNA of Talpa occidentalis (Iberian mole), 10438 nucleotides long. It is a transcript of the gene CLOCK, whose product is annotated as clock circadian regulator. Gene Ontology annotation, biological process: circadian regulation of gene expression; regulation of transcription by RNA polymerase II. Gene Ontology annotation, cellular component: cytoplasm; CLOCK-BMAL transcription complex; nucleus. Gene Ontology annotation, molecular function: DNA-binding transcription factor activity, RNA polymerase II-specific; E-box binding; protein dimerization activity. The record is from RefSeq and is a predicted model, not a curated record. The coding region runs from base 448 to 2982 and encodes 844 amino acids. The transcript is spliced from 23 exons. Lineage: Eukaryota; Metazoa; Chordata; Mammalia; Eulipotyphla; Talpidae.